AUGGGACUCGUGGGAGUGCCUUCGACAGUCGACAAGUGCCCUAACAGGUUCUGGCGGGAGUUCCGAGGUUAUCUGUUAGAGUCGGCCGGAUGUGCUAACUGGUCGAUUGGCAUGGUGUGCCGAAGGUUGGUGUGGGUGUGUUGGUCGAUGGCACUUACCGACUUGACGACUACGUAUGAAUAA
Molecule: messenger RNA, 183 nt
Organism: Prunus armeniaca (apricot)
Lineage: Eukaryota; Viridiplantae; Streptophyta; Magnoliopsida; Rosales; Rosaceae
Source: the annotation of a GenBank genome assembly